UGAACGUCACAUCAAGAUGGCCGCCACUGCUGUGGCGAAAUACAUCGAGAGCCUGAUCAAAAAAUUAAGCCUAAAAUCGGAAUCCAAAACUAAAAAGACAUUAAUUGCUUUGACAAGCAUGACCAGACGCAAAAAUAAUGUUGACAUUUUCUGCGAGAAAGGUGGAUUAAGGCGACUAAUAGCGCUCAUCCAACUGCCGAAUGAAACAAUUGCUGACAUGGCGUUAAGUGUAUUGGCGAACUGUGCCCGUCAGGAAGAAAGCAGAAGAGAAAUAAGGAGAUUGGAUGGAAUAACAGUGCUUGCUGAAGUUUUAAAGAACAAUGGGAAAACCAGCAUAUUAAACAGAACAUCAAGAGCAGUAGCCAACUUGGCAGCUGACGAGCUUAGUGUACAGGUCAUGGAGGAGCUCGGAGUUAUUCAUGAACUUGUUAAAUGUUUUACAAAGACAUCUGAUAGUGAUUGCCAACAGUCUGUCUUAAGAGCUCUGAGGAUGGUGUGCACAAAUUCAGAAAGAAAAAAGGCCAUAGUGGAUUUAGAUGCCAUUAAAACCAUCAUGGAACUGCUACAAUCUGAUAAGCCUUCACUAGUGAAUUGCUGCAUAAAAACUGUAGCAGAACUUACCAAGGAAUGUAGUAAGGAAUUUGCACAGCAAGUUCAAGAUUGCGGUAGUGUCAAAUACAUUGUUAAGCUUACCAGCAGUGACCUUUUGCAAGUGAGGAACUCAGCUACUCUGUCCCUAGCAAACUUAGCCCAUCAUGCUCAUGUGCGUGUUUGUAUUGGCAGUGAAGGUGGGAUAGAGGCUUUGACUGAACAGCUCAAAAAAGAUGAGCUGGGGCAUGUUACUGUCAAGGCCAUUGAAGGACUUUGCUAUUGUUGCAGAGAAGGGAUCAACCGCCUAAGGGUGCGUGAUUCUUCAGCAUUGGAACUGUUAUUGAAGAUUUUACUGUCAGGAAAGUGGCUGAGUCUUGAGAAAAAGAUUGUUGCUGCAUUUGCUCAGUUCUGUCACAGUGAAGUAGACUUGGAAAUUCUCCUUAAUGGAGAUCUAGUUCCAGGUCUAAUGAAUCAUCUUAACAGGAUUAUACAUCAAGUACAAUCCAAAAAUGACCAUGAUGAUGACCAUGAUGAUGGUUUAACAGAUCAUCAAUCAUUUUCAGCAGACUUCUACACUGAUUACUCAAUGAGGACAACAUCAGUCAAAAGUGUAUUUUCCGAUGUUAGUGCAGAGGCGCUGAAGGAUGAAACUUUCCUCAAGAAGCUUGAAGAAACAGCAAGGGAGGUCACGGACACAAAAGUGACAGGCCAACUUUCAAAGUUCAAAAGGAGACUAAAACUAAAGCCUUCACCCAUUCCAACCACCCCACCUCCAGGUGUGUGUACCAUAGGACAGUCAGUGUUCAGUUUUGCUUCCAGACAGACUGAUACAACAACAUUAGUGUCGGUAUGCACCUCUUCUCGCAGUGUUUCAUCCCUUGCAUCUUCCUGGAGUGACUUCGCAACAUUGCGAAGUGCAAGUUGCCCAAGAGUGUUGCCGUCACAUCAAGAUUUUUCAAAAACACAGAGAGAAUGUGAUUUACAUGAACCAACUGCAGCUCUAACUUGUGAUGAUCCUACUUCAAUGUGCAUUGAAAAUCAAACCCAGGUGAUGCUAGGUUCCCCAGUUGGCCUACAUCCUGCUAGUGGUAGUGUUCAAGGUGAACCUGUGAAAAAAAGUCCUGUCUCUCCUUUGUCACCAAAGGUUCAGUCUGGGUUGCAUCACAAUCGGAGUCUUGGCCAAAGUGCUCUUACCUUGCUACUGCGUAUAGCACAUAUGACCAAUCCAAGCAUUCAUCUUGUGAACAAGGAUUGCAUUGGAGUUUUGUUGGAUUACCUCUGUUUGGUGAACAAUCCUAACCCCAAGUGUGCACGUAUCCUUAAUCUUCUGGCUGCAAAUCCACUAUGUUUCAGAGAUUUAAUAGUGCAUGGAGCUGUGGUUGCCAUUCAUCACCAGUUGUGCUUCAGGAAUUGUGAAUAUCAAGAAAGUACUGGCCCACUGAAGCCCUGUGAUCCUGAUUUAAAUGCUUAUUCAUUUGAGGAACAGAGAUUGCCAACACCCUUCAACAGCCAAAGUUCUGAAGACAGUGUAUUCAAACCAAAAGACAAGAUCAGCCCUAAUGCAAAAUACCAGUCUAUGUCUUCAGCAACCCAAAGCCAUUGUCAGGAAACAGGAAAUCAUUUAUUAAAGAUCCUCUCUAACCAAGCACAAACCCCUUGUGGAAAGGGUGAGAUUGAACAUAUACUUCUCACAGGAUCAAAGGAAGAAUGUGAAGACUGUGUGCUUGCCUUGCCACUUCUAUGCAGGACCACUAAACUGAGACAACAAAUGCUUGUUGAUAGGAAGGGCUUAAGGAUGCUGUGUGAUAUUUUCAAAUCACUCUCUCCAACUGGUAAAACCUUUCCAACUGUUGUGGAGUCUUUGAUAGUUUUGGCGAAUGAGUUACAGCUAAAGUUCCCCUCGAAUGUUACAAGGAAGGAAGGUGAAGGUAUUUCUAAAGAUCUGACUUCAUCAACCAAUGAAGAAACAAACCUAGAGGCUUCUGAUGAUCUGCACCAAAGGAAAAAGCUGAAAAAGGAUUUCAGCAACAUCCAGGCUUCAUCCUCAAAUGAUGAGAAAGAUUGUUUGUCAUGCCUGUACCAUGCAAAUUCCCUUGGUCUUCCCGAUGCUACAUUUGUAAUGGACAACGGGGAUAAAGUUGUGGCACACAAACAACUUAUGAUGUCAGCCUCUGAUUUCUUUGCUGCCAUGUUUUCAGACAGUUUCUUAGAAUCAACACAGUCUGACAUCUCUCUUCAAGACAUUUCUGUGGAUGUCUUUGGAUUUGCAUUACAUCAUAUGUAUGGAUGCAAGAUAAUUCCAAAUGAACAGAUCUCUAGUGAAAUGAUUUCAUCUCAGUCAUGCUGUGACGUGUUAAAAAGAAAAGUUAUGGAAAUUCAAAUGAAUCACGAUGAACUACAGUUCUUUUUAGAGCUGUUAACACUUGCUGACAGGUUUUUUUUGGACAAACUGAGAACCCUUUGUGAGAAAUUCCUGGUUAAUUUAAUUAAUGCUUCCACUGUGCUGCAGGUGUACAAUUAUGGUUAUCAAUGUAAUUCUCCACAGUUGUGUUUGCUUUGCCUUACAUACCUUCUGACCAUCAACCCAUCCAAUUUGCCAAAUCAUAUGUAUAUAUUCAAAGAACUGUUCCUUAGUAGUGAACAAGGACAUCUUGCAGAUCAAUUGUAUGAAAUACUCCUUUCUCAUUUAAAACAUUAAUAUACAGCCUUUAAUGGUACCAGACAAUUUGCUUAUGCACACAGGAGACCCUCAGUUAUUGAAAUUGGUAUCUUGAUCCAAAAUAUGUGUAAAUCAAUUUGCCGCUUCAACAUCCUUCUCCCAAGCACUUGAACUUUUGAAGGUUGUAUUCAUGCCCCCCAGGCAAACAUUGUUUUCAUGUGCCAGAUUUGAUGGUCAAUUUUUUUUGUAAAAGGUAAAAUCUGGGACCAUUAGUUUCUACUCAUUGGGAAGCUUAAAACCUAGACCUUUUAGACCUUUUCCUUUGAUCCAUUUGCUUGCAAAAGUGAACCAUUAUCAUUUAAUAUGUCUAUAGUUAAAGAUUGUAUUCUGCUGGAAAGGCUAAACUUCUGGUUCUGGGAUGUUGAAGCUCCAAAUUGAUUGGUACAUAAGAGCUACACAUUGUUCAUGAAUUUUCCUAACUUUAUGGUCUUAGGUUUUCUUUUUUGGUUCUAAGAUUUACAGGGUUCUACUGUAUUUCAAACGAGAUAGGUAUUCAACUUGUAGGUACUGGGUAUUUCCAAAGGCCCAUUUCUCAAAAGUCCCGGUAACUUGACAGACCCAAAGCCAUGUUUUAAAAUCAAAAUUUAAAGGA
Messenger RNA from Stylophora pistillata, 3902 nucleotides. RefSeq names its product armadillo repeat-containing protein 5-like. Gene Ontology annotation, cellular component: cytosol. Gene Ontology annotation, biological process: anatomical structure morphogenesis. NCBI's taxonomy places the organism in Eukaryota, Metazoa, Cnidaria, Anthozoa, Scleractinia, Pocilloporidae. Gene Ontology annotation, molecular function: protein binding. The record is from RefSeq and is a predicted model, not a curated record.